Messenger RNA from Gracilinanus agilis (Agile Gracile Mouse Opossum), 2966 nucleotides. It is a transcript of the gene CPEB1, whose product is annotated as cytoplasmic polyadenylation element binding protein 1. The record is from RefSeq and is a predicted model, not a curated record. Gene Ontology annotation, biological process: negative regulation of cytoplasmic translation. The transcript is spliced from 11 exons. Gene Ontology annotation, cellular component: nucleus; synapse; cytoplasm. Gene Ontology annotation, molecular function: ribosome binding; translation factor activity, RNA binding; mRNA 3'-UTR binding. The coding region runs from base 23 to 1606 and encodes 527 amino acids. Lineage: Eukaryota; Metazoa; Chordata; Mammalia; Didelphimorphia; Didelphidae.
UAUUUUCCGUAGAAUAAACGCCAUGUUGGACAACUCUCUGGAUUUCAGUCGAGUCUGCACAACACCUAUAACAAAAGGAAGGCACGAUCACUUGUCAGACUUCCCAGACUCUGAAGGAACAGUUACAAGCAGGAUGCUUUUCCCCACCUCUGCGCAAGAAUCUUCCAGGGGCCUCCCGGAUGCAAAUGACCUGUGCCUUGGCCUGCAGUCCCUCAGCUUGACAGGGUGGGACAGACCAUGGAGUACCCAAGACUCUGAUGCUGCAGCACAGAGCAGUCCACAAUCUGUAUUGAGCAUGCUCAAUAACCCACUGGGAAAUGUAUUGGGAAAACCUCCUCUGGGCUUCUUGCCCCUGGACCCCACUAACUCUGAGUUGGUGGAAAAGUUUCCAACACCAUCUAUGAGAGGAUCCCGCCUGGAUGCCCGUCCUGUCCUGGAUUCCCGUUCCAGCAGCCCUUCUGAUUCAGAUACAAGUGGUUUCAGCUCUGGAUCAGACCAUCUCUCGGAUUUAAUUUCCAGUCUUCGCAUCUCCCCUCCUCUGCCUUUCCUGCCCCUUGGGGCUGGUCCCAGAGACCCUUUAAAGAUGGGAGUUGGGUCAUGGCUGGACCAAGACCAGGCUGCUCUAGCUGCAGUAACUCCCUCUCCUACCAAUGCAUCAAAGAGAUGGCCUGGAGCAUCAGUUUGGCCUUCUUGGGACUUGUUAGAAGCUCCAGAGGAUCCUUUUAGUAUUGAGAGGGAGGCCAGACUCCAUAGACAAGCUGCAGCUGUGAAUGAAGCCACAUGCACCUGGAGUGGUCAGCUUCCUCCUCGAAACUACAAGAACCCCAUCUAUUCCUGUAAGGUGUUUUUAGGAGGAGUUCCUUGGGACAUCACGGAAGCUGGAUUGAUAAACACCUUCCGUGUAUUUGGUUCUUUGAGUGUGGAAUGGCCUGGUAAGGAUGGCAAACACCCCCGGUGCCCUCCCAAAGGUAAUAUGCCUAAAGGGUAUGUGUACCUGGUAUUUGAGCUGGAGAAAUCUGUGCGGGCCCUGCUCCAAGCUUGUUCUCAAGAUCCACUAAGUCCAGAUGGCCUGAGCGAGUAUUACUUCAAGAUGUCCAGCCGCAGGAUGCGUUGUAAGGAGGUACAAGUUAUUCCUUGGGUUUUGGCUGAUAGCAACUUUGUCCGAAGCCCAUCACAAAGGCUGGAUCCCAGCAGAACAGUCUUUGUUGGGGCGCUGCAUGGGAUGCUCAAUGCGGAGGCGCUGGCUGCAAUUGUAAAUGAUCUCUUUGGAGGAGUAGUGUAUGCUGGCAUUGACACGGAUAAGCACAAGUAUCCUAUUGGGUCUGGACGAGUGACUUUUAACAAUCAACGCAGUUAUCUGAAGGCGGUCAGUGCUGCUUUUGUGGAGAUCAAAACUACCAAGUUUACCAAGAAGGUUCAGAUUGACCCCUACCUAGAAGACUCUCUGUGUCACAUCUGUAGUGCUCAGCCGGGUCCAUUCUUCUGUCGAGAUCAGGUCUGCUUCAAGUACUUUUGCCGUAGCUGCUGGCACUGGCGACACAGCACAGAGGGCCUCCGUCACCAUCGCCCACUGAUGCGUAAUCAGAAGAGUCGAGAGUCCAGCUAGAGGGGUGGUGGGUAUCCAUCUGCCCCUGGUGAAGCUGGUUUAACCUGAGUGAUGAGAGCCGGGAGUGUGGUUCCUAGCCGCAGGCCCAGGCUGGGAGUGCGCUUCUGAAGGACGUGGGGAAAAUCUUACAUUCACCUUUGCACUUGCUGAUCUGUCUUUGUUUCUGCACUAAUGCACAGUGAGUUUUGUCGGGUUUUGUUUUCAGGGGGUGUUAUAAGGGGAAGGGCCCCCCCCCAGGCACCCCCCAAGUGACUCUGCAGUUUUCCCAGACUUUAGUUCCUCAGUUUGCUGAUAACAAGCAAAAAAGGACCACGUGUUGAGAAGGUAUUUAUGCAGAUGCCUUCGUCUAGGUUUUUUAUUUAUUAAAAGCGCUUUUUUACAUUCCUCGCAAUACUGAUGGUAAUGACGCAGGUCUCAGUGGCUCCAUGUUUGCAGUUGCCAUACAGUGCCUUUCCAUUUAUUUAACCCCCACCUGAACGGCAUAAACUGAGUGUUCAGCUGGUGUUUUUUACUGUAACAACAAGGAGACUUUGCUCUUCAUUUAAACCAAAAUCAUAUUUCAUAUUUUACGCUCGAGGGUUUUUACCGGUUCCUUUUUACACUCCUUAAAACAGUUUUUAAGUAGUUUGAAACGAGAUUUUUUUCUUUCCUGGCAGCUUUUAACAUUAUUGCAAAUUUGUGUCUGGGGACUGCGGCUUAGGGUUUCUCACAGUUGUGGAGAGAGGCGUUUGCAACCAGGAAAAAAAAACCAGAUUUUUCAAAUUUAAAACUGGACCGGAUAAAUGAUGGUGGAGCUGCUGUACAUAGUUUUAAACCGUUUGUUGCACUUUCUUAAGUUGCACUUAAGUGGGGGGUUGAUAGAGGUUUUUAAUCACAAAGUCACAGGACUUAAUUUUUUUCUUUUUUUGUAACUGAGCUAAAAAGGGCUGCUUUUUGGCAGGGGCAGAUGAAGGUUCACAGGAGCCCUUUCACUUAGAGGGGACAAGUACCUUUUCCCUUUUUUCUUUUUUCUUUCUUUUUGUUAAAAAAAAAUGUAUGAAGCAACAAGGCAGUUGACUGAUGCUGCUGGGAUUUGAAAACUUGACUUUUUUUUUAAAAGAAGAAAAUAGAACUUGCCCCUCUACGGGAAGCUGUGUGCCAAAGAACCAGUGUCAUAACCCUCCUUUUUCCUCCUCCCUCUCCCGCUGAGCCGAUGUUGCGUUAUUGCGUAUCCCAGCUGCUCUGUGUGGGUUUUUGUGAAUCUGUGUGUGAAGUCUCUACCUCAUUGUAGUGUAUGCAGGCAAGACUGCACUCUCCUGCAGAUGUGUGGAGUAAGCUGUGGUGUAGUUUUUUUGGCACAUAAUAAACACGUUGCAGCAGU